Molecule: messenger RNA, 1107 nt
Organism: Cornus florida
Lineage: Eukaryota; Viridiplantae; Streptophyta; Magnoliopsida; Cornales; Cornaceae
Product: probable aquaporin SIP2-1
Exons: 3
Coding region: 171-887 (238 amino acids)
Biological process (GO): transmembrane transport
Cellular component (GO): membrane
Molecular function (GO): channel activity
Source: RefSeq, a predicted model, not a curated record
ACAUGAAAUAGACUGGAGGACCUCUGAGAACGUCUUCCCUCGAACAAACACAAAUAACCCCUUCUAAUGCAUUGAUGGCAUAACGAAUUGAGAGAGAGAGAGAGAGAGAGAGAGAGAGAGAGAGCCAGAUAAAUUGAGAGAGAGAGCGAGCUUCCUUCUUCUUCAAUCACAUGGCUGUUGGAAUUCGAUUGAUCGUUUCAGAUUUCAUCAUGUCCUUCAUGUGGGUAUGGUCAGGGGUUCUUAACAAGAUCUUUGUCAACAAGGUUCUAGGGUUAGGGCAUGAAACCAAAGGUGAAGUCAUCAAGUGUGCUCUAUCCAUCAUCAAUAUGUUCUUCUUUGCAUACUUGGGCAAGGUCACAAAAGGUGGGGCCUACAAUCCCCUCACUGUGCUCUCUGGCGCCAUCUCUGGGGAUUUCAGUCGCUUCCUCCUCACUGUUGGUGCAAGAAUUCCUGCUCAGGUUAUUGGAUCUAUUACUGGGGUUAGGCUCAUCAUGGAUACCUUCCCUGAGAUUGGACAUGGGCCGCGCCUGAAUGUUGAAAUCCAUCAUGGUGCCUUAACAGAAGGUCUUCUGACAUUUGCAAUUGUCACCAUCUCGCUUGGACUUGCUAGAAACAUCCCUGGAAGUUUCUACAUGAAAACUUGGAUAUCCAGUGUUUCCAAGCUCGCUCUCCAUAUACUUGGUUCCGAUCUAACUGGUGGAUGUAUGAACCCAGCCUCUGUAAUGGGGUGGGCUUUUGCUCACGGGGAUCAUAUAACCAAGGAGCAUAUACUUGUUUACUGGCUUGCCCCAAUAGAGGCAACUCUACUGGCAGUAUGGACAUUUAGGUUACUGGUUCAGCCACUAAAAGAGGACAAGGCAAACAUGAAGACUCAGAAAUCAGACUAAAUGGUUUUCCACUUUGAUGUUGAUAAUGAUGGAUGGUCAAACUGUUAGGCAUUGAAGCGGUUGUUAACAUUUAGAAACUGACUGAAGAUUGAAAUCCGACCAAAGGAAGUCACUCUUUCGCAUUUGAAUUCCUUCGGGUCACCUGAUUUGUAAAUAUACUGUAAUACAAAUUUGUAUUCAGUGUUUGUAUUCCAACCAAUUGAAGCUCUCUCCAAUUCAA